Molecule: messenger RNA, 1302 nt
Organism: Drechmeria coniospora
Lineage: Eukaryota; Fungi; Ascomycota; Sordariomycetes; Hypocreales; Ophiocordycipitaceae
Exons: 2
Coding region: 1-1302 (433 amino acids)
Molecular function (GO): oxidoreductase activity, acting on the CH-OH group of donors, NAD or NADP as acceptor
Source: RefSeq, a predicted model, not a curated record
AUGCGUGGCCUUUGGUCGUCAUCCCUCGGCGCCGGCAUCGAGCGUGAGGUGGAGACUCGCAAUGGGGCCAUGGUCCCUGCUUUGCGACGGCUGCAGUGCCGACUCGGCCGCCUCUCGCCGACGACAUCGUCCUGCUUCCUCCACCGCGUCGAGCAUGGCACAUGCGAUACCCGCACCGAUACCGAUACCGGUAACGAGACCGAGGCCAACCUCCACCCCGACGCCGACGGCGGCACCGACGUCGAGAUGCCGUCCAAAGUUGCGUCCGUCGAGCCGCCCGCCACCGUCGUCGUGACGGGUGCCAACGGAUUUAUCGCCCAGCAUUGCGUGGCGGCUCUCCUCGAGACCGGCUAUCGCGUCGUCGGCACCGUCCGGUCCGCGUCCAAGGCCGACCUCGUCAAGGAGACGCAUCGUUGCCACGCCCGUCUCGAAAUCGUCGUCGUCGAGGAUGUCACCUCGACCCGGGCCUACCUCGAUGCUCUGCGCUCGUCGCGGCCGAGCGCCAUCCUUCACCUGGCCGCGCCCUUCCGCUAUGACGCCACCGACUUCGAGCGAGAUCUCAUGAGGCCGGCCGUCGGGGGCUCCGUCGCCGUGCUCGAGGCCGCCGCAGUGCUCGGGAGCGUCAGGAGGGUCGUGCAGACCAACAGCUUCGCCUGCAUCUACGACGCCGCUGCCGGACCGUGCCCCGGGAGGACCUAUUCCGCCCGCGACUGGAGCCCGCUGACGUACGAGGACGGCGUGCGGGCGGCCGACGUGCCGACAGCCUAUCGGGCGAGCAAGGCGGCCGCCGAAAAGGCCGCCUGGAGAUACAUGCGCGAGCGCAAGCCUGCCUUUGACCUCGUCAGCCUCUGUCCGACCAUGGUCUUCGGGCCCUUCCUGCCCGCGUCGAGACCCAAGACCAUCGACGAGGUCAACACGAGCAACCGGCUCGUCUGGUCCGUCCUCUCCGCCGGCCCGAGCCGUCAGGUGCCGCCCACGAGGGGCCCCGUCUGGGUCCACGUCCGGGACGUUGCCGACGCUCACGUCGGUGCCAUUCGCGUGCCCGAAGCCGGAGGGCGUCGCUAUCUGCUCAGCGGCGGCGUCUACUGCAACCAGGAGCUGGCCGACCUGAGCCGCGGCCUCGCCGGCAAGAACCUGUCCCGGAUACCGCUCGGCGAGCCGGGCAGGAGGGAGAGCGAGACGCACUUCGACGUCGACGCCACCGAGGCCGAGAAGGUCCUGGCCCUCCGCUGGAGGAGCCUCGAGGACUGUCUGAGCGAGCUGGUGCCGCAGCUGUUUGAGACGGAACAAGAAUCUCGGUGA